Phymastichus coffea is the source of this 1117-nucleotide messenger RNA. RefSeq names its product vesicle transport protein USE1 (gene Use1). Gene Ontology annotation, biological process: retrograde vesicle-mediated transport, Golgi to endoplasmic reticulum. Gene Ontology annotation, molecular function: SNAP receptor activity. The transcript has 5 exons. NCBI's taxonomy places the organism in Eukaryota, Metazoa, Arthropoda, Insecta, Hymenoptera, Eulophidae. Gene Ontology annotation, cellular component: SNARE complex; endoplasmic reticulum. The record is from RefSeq and is a predicted model, not a curated record. Bases 270 to 1019 code for a protein of 249 amino acids.
GCUGUUUUUAAUCGAAUGGUAAAUCAUUUCAAAUAAAUGUUAAUUUUUUCAUUUGACAGCUGCUAGUUAUUGUUUUUACUUAUAUAACCGAUAAAAAAAUACCUUUUAAAGUUAUUGAAGUGCAAAUUGAAAUCGGGCUAGCAUAGUAAUUGUCAUUCAAAUUAUAUGACGAAAUAGUACAAGGUGGUUCAUGAAAAUUGAAUAUACAUGGGUUAAAUCAAUAAAUAAUAUAUUUUUUGCUUUCUGAGGAUUAAAUUGUUUUUCAAAAUAUGACUGUAAAAACCAGAUUAGAAAUAAAUUUAAGAAGAUUGCUAGGUCAAUGUGAAUUGCUUGCUAAAGAUGAUUUUGUUGAUUGGAAACUUGAAAUGUAUCUAGAAGCUGUACAAGAGAUGAUUGAAAAACUUCAAACAUCUCCAGGGAAGCCAUGUAGAGAUAUUAUGGUUAAAUAUAUAAAAAGGGUUGAGUUUUUAAAAGGUGUUAUAAAUACAAAGAAAAUUUCAAAUCCUGUUGAGCGAGUAGUUGCUGCUCAAAUGCUACCUAUAAAUAUCAUAUCAACAAAUGAAGCAAUUGAUGGACCCAGUAUAACCACUCAGAUACAUCAGAGGACUACUGCCAAAUAUGGUCAAGAAGUUAGAGAAGAAUUAUUUAAAUCCAAUUCGGUUGAUGGAGCGAGAAAGAGACAUUUUGGUACAAUUGAAGAUAGUCAGGAUAUAGAUGCUGUUCUAAAGCAUCAUCGGGAAGUACAAGAGAAAGUUGCUGAAAACAUGAUUAGUCUUACUAAGAGUAUGAAAGAACAUGCUUUGACUGCUAAUAGAAUAAUUAAAAGAGAUGUUAUACUCUUAGAAAAAUCUGAUCGUUUGACUGAUCAGAAUACAUCCAGAUUAAAAAACGAAUCAGUGAAACUAUCAGAACAUACUAAAUCUAAUUGGAGGUGUUGGACAUGGUUGAUGUUAGCAUUUGUUAUUGUAGUAUUCUUAAAUAUGGUUAUUUUCAUGAGUAUUGCAAAAAAAAAAUAUUAGUUUGAUUAAUUUAAAUAAGUUAACUAUUUUUAAUUAAUUAUAGUUAUUUUAUAUUUAAAACUUAAUAUUUUUUAUUUCAAUUGUACAUUGAAUCAUUU